This is a messenger RNA of Poeciliopsis prolifica (blackstripe livebearer), 4514 nucleotides long. RefSeq lists its product as uncharacterized. The record is from RefSeq and is a predicted model, not a curated record. Gene Ontology annotation, molecular function: protein binding; single-stranded DNA binding. The transcript has 18 exons. Gene Ontology annotation, cellular component: nucleus. NCBI's taxonomy places the organism in Eukaryota, Metazoa, Chordata, Actinopteri, Cyprinodontiformes, Poeciliidae. The coding region runs from base 240 to 1529 and encodes 429 amino acids. Gene Ontology annotation, biological process: positive regulation of transcription by RNA polymerase II.
UGUUUCAAGUUCCCCUCUCCGCCUGAAACCCUGCCUGAUUUGUGGGCAAUGUUGGGGAUGUAAAAAAAAAAAGAAAAAAAAAAAAAAAAGAAAAGGAAACCGGAGCAAAGAGAGCGUAAGGAAGGGAGAGAUAGAGAGACAACACUAACUGGGUAGCUAUGGAGAUAGUAGGUUUUCCUGGUCGCUUUCUUUGACAGGUGUCGAGUGGGAUAAAAUAAAGUGUGAGAACAGCCUCCAAGAUGUACGGCAAGGGUAAAGGAGCUGUGGUCCCCUCCGACAGCCAAGCGAGAGAAAAGUUAGCGUUAUAUGUGUACGAGUACCUGCUACAUGUGGGAGCACAGAAGUCAGCACAGACCUUCCUGUCUGAGAUUCGAUGGGAGAAAAAUAUUACAUUAGGGGAGCCACCCGGAUUCCUUCAUUCGUGGUGGUGCGUAUUCUGGGAUUUGUAUUGUGCAGCUCCAGACCGAAGGGAGACGUGCGAACACUCCAGCGAGGCAAAGGCCUUCCAUGACUAUAGCGCAGCGGCAGCGCCGAGCCCAGUGAUGGGCAACAUGCCCCCCAACGACGCCAUGCCAGGUGGUCCCAUUCCCCCAGGCUUCUUCCAGGGACCGCCCGGCUCUCAGCAGUCCCCCCAUGCACAGCCCCCCCCACACAACCCCAGCAACCCCAUGAUGGGACCCCAUGGCCAGCCUUUCAUGUCGCCGCGGUAUCCAGGUGGUCCACGCCCCUCACUCCGAAUGCCAAAUCAGCCUGGGGGAAUCCCGGGAUCGCAGCCUCUCCUGCCAAACAGUUUGGACCCAACAAGACCGCAAGGACAUCCUAAUAUGGGUGGACCAAUGAGAAUGAAUCCUCCCAGAGGAAUGGCCAUGGGACCACAGAACUACGGAGGCAUGAGGCCUCCUCCCAACUCCAUGGGGGGUCCCAUGCCAGGAAUGAACAUGGGUCCUGGAGGAAGGGGGCCAUGGCCAGGACCUAACGCUAACUCAAUAGCUUACUCCUCAUCAUCACCAGGAAACUAUGUGGGUCCACCGGGUGGAGGCGGUCCGCCUGGAACUCCCAUCAUGCCCAGCCCAGGUGAUUCAACCAACUCCAGUGAAAACAUCUACACAAUGAUGAAUCCUAUCGGACCUGGAGGCAACAGACCCAAUUUCCCUAUGGGACCGGGGCCUGAUGGGCCAAUGGGAGCUAUGGGAGCCAUGGAGCCACAUCACAUGAAUGGAUCACUAGGGUCUGGGGAUAUGGAUGGGUUGCCAAAGAGCUCUCCUAACAAUAUGGGAGGCAUGAACAAUCCUCCCGGGACGCCGCGGGACGACGGCGAAAUGGGCGGCAACUUUUUGAACCCAUUCCAAAGCGAAAGUCCUUCCGGGAGCGCCCUCGAGCAUGCUGGGACUCUAAUUAAGACGGGCCCUCCUGGAGCGUGCAAAAUGGCCGCCGGCGUGAACAGGAAGCAGUCGCAGGGCAGCAGGAAGGGCCUCCUCUCAGACUCCGGCCCCAGCCUCCCCGGCUUUCUCUCGGGGUCUAGACAAUGAGCGAGGGGAUGGAGGAGACCGGUGAGCGCCGCCGUCCCUCAUGGACUCUCUUCGCAGCUGCUGGGAAUCUCAUCAACGAUGGAUUUUUUUUUUUCCAUCUUUUCUGGUUUUUGUUUUUCCUCCCAACAGAUUUCAUGGAGGGCCCUCGAUGUCGCUCCAACAUUGAUUUUUUUUUUUUCUGUAUGUGUACAUUUGUAACAGAGUUGUUGUGAUGAUCAGUGAACAUGUUUUUCCAAAAUUCUUUUGUGUAUGUAAUGUAUCAUUGCUAUUUUUAUUUUAAUUGUAUUAUUUUUAUGAUAUUGCUAUCAUUUUAAGAUUAAGUUUUUAUUUUUGUUUGUUUGUUUUUAGGGGCACACUGUUUAAAUGAAGACAGCACAUGUGCGCACACACACACACACACGCGUGAGUCUCAAAUACAGAUUCCUCUCAUUUAGAAUAUCAUUGGAAAGUUAAUUCAUAUCAGAAAUUCAAUUCAAAAUGUUAAAUUAACCAGAGUUGAAUGUUUUAAGUGUAUAUUUAAGUUGGUGGUUAUAGCUGACGGCUGAUGAAAAUACGAAAUGCGGUUUCCAACAAAAUUUAAAUGAAAACCAUCAAAAAAAAAAAAAUUAAUAAAGUAACUGAGAAGUAUGUCCACUCUUUAUAUUCACUCAGUACUUGACCCGGGUUCCUUUUGCAUUAAUUUUUGCAUCAGUAGAUUCUCUGCGGAGCUUUAAGUCAUGCAGGUUUUCCAGCUCAUCAAGCUCGGACUGCACAAAAACAAAAAAAAUGUGCUGCUGAACAACAGUACAGUCUUUGUUCUGUUGACUUUGUGUCGGCUUGAGGAAUGUGACAGCUGUUCUCCGUGUUGGCGCAUGUAAUCAUGCACUAUCACUUUUUUCUUCCACCCAGUUUUCCAUUAACAUGCUUGCAGCAGGGUGUUUGAUCACGGUCAGGUCAGAGGUCGCCAUCUUAGCUGAAGCUGCAUUUCAGAUUUUCUAUUGGCUGUUGACCUUGAUCAGCUGGAUUAAAUGUAUCACUCUGUCAGUUUCACAUUUUGAAUUUAAACACUGAAAUAAAUGUUUUGAUGAUAUUCAGACUCACUGAGAAGCACCUGUAAUUUGCCGCACAUCACAUGGCUUUCUGUGAGCACACUGCCCCCUGCUGGUGGGAUUUUAUUUCAUCCAUUACGGUACCUAUUGAGCAUUUUGAAAACAUCCAGACCUUUUCACUCCCUUGCUCAUCAGCAGCAGCAACUCUGCCUCUUGCUUUUGUAACUUUGCUGCAGUAAAAUAAUAAUAAUAAUAAUAAUGAUGAUGCACAGCUCUAUUUAUUUAUGUACUUUUAAUUUGUUUAUAAAUUCUUUCCUUUUUUUUUUUUAAGUGUCAUCCCUGUUUUUGUUUGUCGUCGAUUGCAGAAUUGGUAGCAACUGUAUAAAUCUGCAGAUGCACUCAGCAGAGUCCUCCAUCUGAGCCCGAAAGGUUCUGUCCACUCCACCCCACCGUCCUCUGCAAACUUUGCCAUCCUUUUGGUCUGACUGUGCCGUUUUUGGAGCUUGCUUUGCCGAAAGGAAGGUCUUGGAGCCGCAAAUCUCUGCUCCGUUGAUUAAAAGAGCAAUGUCCCUCCGUUUCCUCCUCCGUCCUUCUCCCCUUAUUCUCGUCUCUCCAUCAGGCUGGGAUUCUCACACAAACACCACUUUUCCCCCCUUCCUUCAUUUCUGAAUUGUUUUUGUACAACUCCAUGUUUUUUUUUUUGUUUUUUUUUUGUUCUGUUUUUUUUUUUUUUUUUUUUUUUUGUUGUUUUUUUCCUUUUUGUAAAUACUGUAAAAUGCAUUUUGAUAUCAUUGACAUGUUUUGAUAUUUCAAAUCACAGCUGAACAGUUGAUCAGUAGCGUGCUGAUUCAGGCAAACUGUGUGUACUUUUAACCAGAAAUGAUAUAAAACUUAAAAAAACCGGAGCUGCUAUAGACGAUUAUGCUAUUUCACCUCACAACCCAUAUUAUUUGGGGGCUAGGGCGGCCUCUCUGUGCUGCAGCUGUGCAGGACAAAAGGAGGAAAAUGACCUGUAGUUAGUUCUGGGAUAAGUCAUCGACACAUGUUUUAAACAUGGUGCAUUCUUCUUCUUUCUGUUUUUACAAUUUUUGGCAGAAUUUUCAAAGACCGAGUGCAAAAACAAAUGACACUUGGUCUCGGAUGCACUGCAGCUCAGCUUCUUUUGACUCGACAACAAAAACAAACAAAGCAGGGCACACAGGACACUGGCUCUCAGUCCAGCACACCGGAGAUCAGAGUACAUACUUUACUAUACUAUGAAGGAUUUUCUAAUCUAUUUAAAAUCAGGCAAGAGAAACGUUUGUGGAAGUAAAGAGGAAGGAAGGCGAGAAAAAGCCACAUGGACAUAUUUGUUGCUAAGAUGAGGUGGAGAAAGUGCGUCAACAUGCGUUUUCUCCCAUGUACUUUAAUACUGUUGUAUAAAAUGCAGUCCGACUUCUCUUUCUGUCCUGUAAGCAAAGCCGUCACAAUGUUGAUCAUUACUGUAUUUCUAUCGUGCUGAUGUAUAAUACUGUAACAUUAAGGGAUGGGGAAGGUUAAGAAAGGACUUUUGAGCAGAAUUGGGAGUAAAGAUUUUUUUGUUUUGUUUUGUUGUUUUCUUUUCUGUUCGGUUCCUCAUUAUUUCCUCCUGAUGACAAAGCAGUAUUGAAUAUGAGGCAGGAAGUUGCUUUGUAUAUCAUGUUAGGGUAGUUUCAGAUCCUAAAUGUCUUGUGUAGUUAAAAAAAGAGGUUCCUUCGUAUGUUUCUUUAUAUUGUAAAGUUACUUUAGACAAAAAAAAAAAAGUUGCUUAUUGGAAGAAAAAAAAAAGGUUGGAAAUCUACAUCGAUGCUGAUUAAUGUACUUUAUUUUAUUGUUUUGUUUUAAUUUCCAUCAACUUGUCGGUCGUUUUUGCCUGUGUCCCCCUUGUUGUAGAUACAUAUUAAAAAGAAAUAAAAUGACUUCACUCCUUUUGCCAUGA